This is a messenger RNA of Halteromyces radiatus, 732 nucleotides long. Its product is annotated as Emopamil binding protein-domain-containing protein. The transcript is spliced from 3 exons. The record is from RefSeq and is a predicted model, not a curated record. Bases 35 to 712 code for a protein of 225 amino acids. Lineage: Eukaryota; Fungi; Mucoromycota; Mucoromycetes; Mucorales; Cunninghamellaceae. Gene Ontology annotation, biological process: sterol biosynthetic process. Gene Ontology annotation, cellular component: membrane; endoplasmic reticulum. Gene Ontology annotation, molecular function: C-8 sterol isomerase activity; cholestenol delta-isomerase activity; steroid Delta-isomerase activity.
AUGUCUAUGUAUUGUUACGCGUAACUACAGAAGAAUGUCAAUACAUCCAUAUUAUCCUCGGCACUUGGAACUAAACGAUUAUCAACCCAACCAACGAACCAGCAUACAAUUGUUACUUACAGUAGGGAGUAUUGUGGGCACAAUACUCAUUGGAUCCUUCUAUGCAGCAAAACGACAAAGACAACAUGUCAAGAACUCUGAUUAUUUCUAUUUCUGUUGGUUCAUCUUGUGUGGUUUCUUACAUUGUGGGUUUGAAUCAUAUUGGGUGCUGUAUCGUGAUCAAAUAGCAAGUCGAACCGAUCUUUUCGCCGAGUUGUUUCGUGAAUACGCUCAUAGUGAUUCUCGUUACAUGAUAUCGGAUCCUUUACUGGUUGCUUUGGAAUCUAUGACUGUGUUUGUUUGGGGCCCUCUUUGCUUUGCUUCUGCUUGGACAUGGUGGCAAGAAUCAAAUCAUUAUAUAUUUUAUCAAUUAUUGGCGUCCCUGGGUCACUGUUUUACUUGUACUCUUUAUUUUGUAUUGGACAUACCAACUGGAUUUCAACAUUGCAAUCCACAUCCUUUUUAUUUUUGGGUCUACUUUGUGGCUUUCAAUGCACCUUGGAUUAUCGUUCCCUGUACUAUCCUUUAUUACAAUAGUCGAAUCAUUUUACAUAGUUUAGAUUUAUACCAUGAAAACAAGAACACAGAUACAAAUAAAACCAAGAAUGCCUAGUUGGGAUAUUAUUACUUUUU